AUGGUUUCUUUCACUGAGAAGCAAGAGACUUUAGUGAACAGCUCAUGGGAAGCGUUAAAGCAAAACAUUCCUCACUACAGCUUUGUGUUCUUCACCUUAAUAGUGGAGAAAGCUCCAGCAGCAAAGAACAUGUUCUCAUUUUUAAGUAAUGGAGUGGACCAGAAUAAUCCUAAGCACCAGGCUCAUGCUGAAAAGUUCUUUGAAAUGACGCAUGACUCGGCCGUUCAACUUCGAGCAAAGGGAGAAGUAGUGGUGGCUAAUGCCACAUUAAAGCAUUUGGCUUCAAUCCAUGUCCAAAAAGGAGUCACCGAUCCUCAUUUCCUGGUGGUUAAAGAAGCACUUCUUAAAACAUUAAAGGAAGCAGUCGGAGAUAAAUGGAGUGACGAAUUGAGCAAUGCUUGGGAAGUUGCAUAUGAUGAACUUGCAGUUGCUAUUAAGAAGGCAAUGGCAUCGACUUAG
Abrus precatorius (Indian licorice) is the source of this 459-nucleotide messenger RNA. RefSeq names its product leghemoglobin-like. The transcript has 4 exons. The coding region runs from base 1 to 459 and encodes 152 amino acids. Gene Ontology annotation, molecular function: oxygen binding; heme binding. The record is from RefSeq and is a predicted model, not a curated record. NCBI's taxonomy places the organism in Eukaryota, Viridiplantae, Streptophyta, Magnoliopsida, Fabales, Fabaceae.